AUGGGAGCCAAGAUAACAUAUGCAGCAAUUUUGAUUCUUCUAUGCUCUAGUGUUCUUCCCUCUCCAACAAAUGCUAGUUUGGCUGAUUGGGCAAGUUGGCUUGGUUUGCCUCGUUUGGGUGGUUGGCAAUGGCCGGGAAAUAACAAUAACGGCGACGACGAACUGCGCGUCGGAUUCUAUGAUUAUUCAUGCCCUCAAGCGGAAAACAUCAUAGAAGAUGUUGUGAAGGCUGCCAUCUAUAAUGAUCCAGGCAUUGCUGCUGCUUUCGUUCGUCUUUAUUUCCAUGAUUGUUUUGUCAAUGGGUGUGAUGCAUCCAUUCUCUUGGAUUCUACACCAUCUGGUGAACCAACAGAGAAGACCUCCCCAGGAAACCUAGGCGUAAGAGGUUUUGAAGUCAUCGACGAGAUCAAGACACGAAUUGAGUAUGUAUGUCCGGAGACCGUAUCUUGUGCUGACAUACUUUCCUUUGCAACCCGUGAUGCAGUCAAGCAUUCCGGCAUUCCUUACUAUAACGUACUUGCCGGUCGUCGCGACGGCCAAACCUCCGUCGAAAAAACAAUCUUGGGGAACCUUCCAUUCCCCAAUGCCAAUGUUAAGCAAUUGGACCAAAUCUUCACUAGAAAAGGGAUGAACAAACAAGACAUUGUGGCGUUACUUGGUGCACAUUCCAUAGGAGUUGCACAUUGUUCUGUGUUCGAAAAUCAAUUUAACAACUUCAACUCUACGUUCGAUAUCAAUCCAAGACUUGAUAAAAUGUACGCCAUGCAUCUUAAAAAAACUUGCCCUCUUCAUAAGACAUCAAAGGAUGAUGUUUUGCCAUUGAAUAUUUAUGACCAAAAAAGACUUAGCAAUGUGUUUUACUCAAAUGUGAUAAAUGGUAGGGUGAUUAUUCCUUCUGAUCAAUCGCUACUUGAUGAUCCCAAAACUAACAAAUUGGUGCAUUUGUACGCUUUGGAAUGGUCGACAUGGGUUAGUGAUUUUCGCGAUUCAAUGAUUAAGUUGGGGAAGGUAGACGUGCUCACUGGUGAAAAUGGGCAAAUUAGGAAAUCAUGUCGUGCUGUUAACAAUUGA
This is a messenger RNA of Beta vulgaris subsp. vulgaris (sugar beet), 1071 nucleotides long. RefSeq names its product peroxidase 5. The transcript has 2 exons. Gene Ontology annotation, cellular component: plant-type cell wall; plasmodesma. The record is from RefSeq and is a predicted model, not a curated record. Gene Ontology annotation, molecular function: peroxidase activity; heme binding. Bases 1 to 1071 code for a protein of 356 amino acids. Lineage: Eukaryota; Viridiplantae; Streptophyta; Magnoliopsida; Caryophyllales; Amaranthaceae. Gene Ontology annotation, biological process: response to oxidative stress; hydrogen peroxide catabolic process.